Corythoichthys intestinalis (scribbled pipefish) is the source of this 6211-nucleotide messenger RNA. RefSeq names its product centrosomal protein 170Aa (gene cep170aa). NCBI's taxonomy places the organism in Eukaryota, Metazoa, Chordata, Actinopteri, Syngnathiformes, Syngnathidae. Gene Ontology annotation, molecular function: protein binding. Gene Ontology annotation, cellular component: centriole. The record is from RefSeq and is a predicted model, not a curated record. The transcript is spliced from 22 exons. Bases 84 to 4823 code for a protein of 1579 amino acids.
ACCGCGCGAGAGGAGGCCGGAGCCUGCGAGACGUUACUGCGGCAGCAACGGUGUGUAGCACAAGCAGCUGCAGCAGUGCAGACAUGAGUGUUACCUCCUGGUUCCUGGUGAGCAGCGGGGGGACUCGCCACCGGCUGCCCCGCGAAAUGAUCUUUGUCGGGCGGGACGACUGCGAGCUUAUGCUACAGUCACGUAGUGUGGAUAAGCAGCACGCUGUCAUCAACUACGAGCCUGGCUCAGAUGAACACAAGGUCAAGGACUUAGGCAGCCUAAAUGGGACUUUUGUAAACGAUGUCCGUAUUCAAGAGCAGAUGUAUAUCACCCUCAAGUUGGAGGACAAACUGAGGUUUGGAUAUGAUACUAACUGGUUCACUGUGGAGAAAGGCGAGCUCACCGUGCCCGAGGAGGCUCUGAAGCAUGAAAAAUUCACCAGUGGCCUCCAGCUAAGCAAGAAGCCAACUAAAGGUGAAACCACCACGAGCAAGUCUCCCAUUAAGACCCCAUCAAAGACUCAAAAAUCUCCCAGUGCCGGCACCCCUAAGCCUGGCCAAACACCAACAGAUGGGGUCUCUCCCACCAAAGAGCCCCCACCCAAACCUUCAGACUCUCACAAAGCAGAAGAAAGGAUUAGAGCGGAUGUUGCAGCCCUGCCUCGCGGGACCCCCCUCUACGGCCAGCCAGCAUGGUGGGGCUACGGAGAAGCGGAUGAUGAGAACUCUUUCAAGCAGGAAAGCAAGAUGUCUGGCAAAAAACAUGACUUCACAGAGGGCAAAGAGGUUCGUUGUGGAGAGGACAACCACAAUUCAGGUUACACAGAGAUCCCUACAAAGCAAAAUCCUCAUGUGGCCACCAAUGGCAUCCAUGAGAUACCCACCAAGGACACGGAAGGCCCUAGUUCUCACAGCAGCGCAGCUCAAGGCCACGCCUCCUUCACGAUAGAGUUCGAUAACGCUUCCCCUGGGAGGGUUACUAUCAAAGACCACGUCUCAAAAUUCAUGCCCAGCCAGCAUAGGUCUCGCACCAAAAGGAGUGGCGCCGGCAGCGGUGGGACGGGAGGCAGGGACCUGAGCACGUUGCAGGUGGCCAUGAUGGCAUCAGAGAGCAAGGUGGCUGAUUGGCUGGCGCAUAAUGACCCCACGCUGAUCCGUGGCGAGUCUACGGAGGAUGACAGCAAGAGCAACAAGAGUGACGUGCCAGUGCAUCUCAAAAGGCUGAAAGGGAGCAAACAUGAAGAUGGCACUCAAAGCGACUCGGAGAAUGGCCUGGGUUUGCGUUUCGCCAGCCGGCGCCACGCCCUUGAGGAACGUCUGAAAGCAGCGCACGCCCACACAGGAUUAGGAGUAGGAGGGGCAGGAGCGGUUGCCGAGAACGCAGCGAGCGGUUCUCGGGGAGGCAGCAGCCGGACGGCCUUCAUGAUUGAGUUCUAUGACGAGGAGAACCCCCGCAAGCGGCGCUCGUAUUCGUUUUCCCAGACUGCGCCGUUGCUGAGCGAGGGGCUAUGCCCGCAACCUCCAUCUCAGCCCAAGGUGUUCAGCAUUUCCACAUCGGCAAACUCUGACUCAGGUAAAGUCCCAGCCCCUAUAUCUGCGACAGUGGCUGCUGGAGCCCCCACAGCUGCCCGUGUGCUCCUAAAGCAAAGGUCUGAAGACCCGAGUAUUGGUCGAAGCUCAAUCAGCACGGGCCUGGCAACGGGAAGCCCCACCACUCCUAGCGAGGACACAUCAAUCGCAGGGCAGGCAGCUGUGGCAACAGGUCGGGAGGCCGGUGACAACCAAAGUGAUAACGGGACCUACACCAUUGAGCUGGAAAACAGGAACCUGGAGGAGGAGGAGGCCAGGCGCAUGAUUGACAAGGUGUUUGGGGUGCAGCAAAACCAGGACCCCUCCAUAUCAGAUGUCCAAAGCCAGGUACAAGGAAAGGAAACGGGAGAGAUAAGAAAGGAGGUUCCUCCGAGAGACUCCAACUGGGUCUCACAGUGGGCAAGUUUAGCUGCUAACCAUACCCGGACCGAUCCUGAAGGUUCUGGAGCAGAGACUGCUGCCUUUUUGGACAAAGAAAUAGAUGAUGCCUUGAAGCCCGACGCACCUUUCAGCCGAGGUGAAUCCUCGUCAAGUCUGACCGACCGCAAGCGCAGGACCCUCCCUCCUCUUCCAGUCGAUGACUCUCGCACAAAAUCCAGCUGCGCAAAAGCUCAGACUCUGAGGACAGAAAUUGGAGAAAAGCAGGACACAGAACCCCAGGAGAAAGAGAACAAGGGAGACGGGGAAUCCCCACCACCCCCCAUGGAGAACGGUGUCAUGUCUAGCAAACGCAAACCAAGCGCCACGUCUUCGCCGUUAAAGGCAACGCAACGGAACUCUGUCAGUGCUGAGCGCCGGAAAAGAAAGGAGGAAGCAGAGGGCGGGGACAAGUCUGGGAAGCCUCUUGUGCGUCAAGGCAGCUUCACAAUCGAGAAAUCCAGCGGCAGCGUCCCCACGGAGCUCAUCCCGCGCAUCAGCAGAGGUGGCGCCGGAACCCGUGAGCGGAGUGACUCAGUGGGAAGCAUGGACACAGCCACACUUCUGAAGGACACUGAAGCCGUCAUGGCCUUCCUAGAGGCCAAACUGAGGGAUGAAAACAAGCUCGAACCGAAAACUGCGAAAACCAGUAGCAGCGUCAGCAGUCAGAUCUCUGGCUACGGCUAUAACCCACGAACCGACUCCAUUUCCCCGGAGUCCGAUGUGGACACAACCAGCACGGCAAGUCACGUGGCGGGCGGGGCUGAGGGGAAGACCGGCGGCACGCACAAGCGACGCUCCCUUAGUAGCAUGCACCGGGAGAAAAGCAAUAUGAGCACGGCCUCCAAGUCCAGCAUUUCUGCCAGCGCGCGAGAUCGCUUGGAAAGGAAGGCCAAGAGCAAAACCACUGAAGUAACGGGUCGACCGGAAGUGCGUCGCUCGGUUCAGUCGUCUACUUCCAGAGCCAGGCAACCGUCUCUCGAUCUCACUGAUGAUGACCAAACUUCCUCCUUCCCUAUUUCGGACAUCCUCUCAUCAGAUCAGGAGACCUACUCUGGAUACGGGUUGGAGACCAAACAUGAUAGCAGGCCUGGAAAGAACACCGCGAGCAGUUCCUCCAGAAACAACCGUACUCUUCAGGCCGCUACAUCGUCUUCAAUGAACAAACAGGCCGCGCUUCCUAAGCCGCGGCCCACCCGAGCUUCCCUUCUCCGCCGUGCCCGACUGGGGGAUACCUCUGACACAGAUUUGGCCGAUGCAGACCGCGUGUCCGUGGCGUCUGAGGUGUCCACCACCAGCUCCACCUCCAAACCAACCUCUGGUCGAACGGGAUUGUCACGACUGGACAUGCUAGCCCAGCCGCGUCGCAACCGGGUGGGCUCCAUCUCGACACGGAGCGACUCUGAGUGCACGCCAGCUCGGAGCUCUACCGCAUCGCCGCGCCUUUCGACUGAAACAGCUCUGCGCCUGGGCUUGCGCUCAUCGACACCCAGUGAGAGCAAGCUGACCCCCAGGAUGAGGGCCAACAGUGUGUCUAAGUUGAACGAAGCUAGAAGCAAGACCACUACGACUGGCUACUGCUCUCCCACAGAGAGCUCUCAUCCAGAGCCUGCUGGUGCUGACACGGAUGAAGAACCUGUUGUGUCCAGCAGCAACCGCUGGAGACGCCUGCCGCCCGAGUACGCGUCCACUUCGGAGGAAGAGUUCGGUUCUGGUCGUAACACUUCAAAGCACGGCGGACGUCCUCACACGCGGCCGCAUCAUAUCGUGCCGGCUCGCGGUUCUAGACCUGGCACCACGGCAACCCCAGGAUCUGGAUCCAGUGCACUGUCGGGGGUGAGCGGAGUGGUGCUAAAACACCGCAUGAAGGAGCAAGACGAGUACAUUAGAGACUGGACAGCGCACAGUGAAGAGAUAGCCAGGUUAUUCCCAUGUGUGCGCAGGAUCAGCCAAGACCUGGCAAAGGACCUGGCCACCUUGGCGCGCGAGAUCCACGACGUGGCCGGCAAGAUCGACUCGGUCAGCUCGUCCGACACGGCGCCAAGCACCACCGCCAGCACGGCCGCCACCACGCCGGGAUCGGCCAUCGACACCCGCGAAGAGGUAGGCCCAGCACCUCCCGUGCGGCCGGACUUGCAGGAGAGCAUGAGACAGUUGGUGGAUCGAGUGUUCGACGAAAGCCUGAAAUUCCGGAACAUCCCUCCCGUCAUCGAUUCAGCCAAGACGUCAGAAAUCAACGGCAAGCCGGUGGAGCUCCGUCCCCGCGCCCCCGACUCCCACGAACCCCGUGCUCUCAGGAGACGCACGUGGAACCGAGAAGAAGCAGUGUUGGACAGCCUCCUGAUCCAUUCCGUCUCUCAGCUAUCCACUAAGAUCAGACAUUCUGCUGACAAAACAGCUGGAAAAAUCAGGAUAUUGUUUAAGGAUCAGGAUAGGAACUGGGCGGACAUUGAAAAGAAACUGACAUCUGACGGCGAUGUACCGCUCUUGAAGGCAUCCAAUAAAGAAAUCUCCUCUGUGCUGCUUGAACUCAGAAGAGUCGAGAAGCAGCUCGAAGUGAUCAACCUGAUGCUGGACCCUGACGGGACGCUGGACGUCGCAGCCGGCCCUGGCUCGCCCACCAAACCUCAGAGCGUCAAAACGCCAGCCGGUUCUGGACCCCAGCAGCCAGCGGCCAAAGAUCCGCUGCCAGAGAUCCUCCCGGCAUCGGGAGAUUGCGCCGGGAUUCCGCCUGACGUUUCCGCAGGUCUCGGCAUAGCUCCCAUUUGCGGCCUGCCUUUCGGCCGCGUAAGGCCCGGUGGUAGUGAAGCCCUUGUGCAGAAGUGAGACGGUCAUCUGUGUAUCAUUCAUUCGCAAGGAUGAAAGGCACACGGAUUCCAAAAAGACACACGAAUGAACACGAGCAUUUCAUCUAAUCCUUCUCAGCUUCCCGGUGUAUGGACUCUUCUUUACUAAGGUCAUGCCUUAAAAACCCCAGAUUCUCCCAUGUACUUUUCAGACCUCCAGAAUGCAGAGUUUGACUUUUUUUUUUUUUUUUUUUUUGCAGUUCAGUAUCACAAACAACUGCCGCCUUAUUUUAACACUCAAAAAUAGACAUCCUUUAUACAGAAAGAGUCCCCAUGAUAUCACAUUUCAACCAAUGCAGUUUUAUAUAAAAUACAGUUCCAUUCUUAAAAGAAGCAAUUUUUUAAAAUGUUUUUGACUGGCCCACUAGUUGGCCCUCUAGUAGCAAGUGAAGAACUGAGCCUUGUCUCCCUGCUAGGUAUUCUUUGUGUGUGAAGCAGUACAAAAAUAACUUACCAAAGUUUAUUACACAAGGUGCAGGUCUUGACUUUUGAUUGUUGCUGCCUUAUUUUCAUUUGGCCUCUUAAAUGCGUGCCAUGAAGCUUGUAGCAGCACAGAAGUGUCCUAUGAUUUACAAUUGGACUUUUUCUAUUUCAAUUUGGAAGACAAAAACAAAAGUAUUAACUUGCUAUUUUAUAACAUUUGGAUACCGGUGUUGUUUUGUAGUUUGUGUCAAAUUGAGUUUUAAGAAGCUGCUAGACAUCUGUUCCUCUCACUUGCUCCGUCCAUUCCUUCCCUUUUUCUCAUUAUGUGGCUUAAUGUUAAGUAAAAAUUUACUUUUUUUUGUGUUCUAUGAGAAGGGGAAAGAUCCUGCUGCAGUUUUGUCUACAUUGUUUACUUGUCCUAAGGUAUCACUUCCUGUGCUCUAUCGUUAUUUUUUUUUUUAAUUUACAUUUGAAAAAAAAAAAAUCAUUUGAAGUGAAAAUUCGGUACCAGUAGGUUUUAAUUUGCUUUUAUUACUCCUUGUUUGGUCAGUUUGGUUUUAUUUUGUAAAGAGAAAGAAAAAGCCAAGUUUUAUUUAUUUUUUCCCUUUUUAAUGUUUCGUGGAUGUUGUGUAUUUUGUAUUUGUUAAAACAUAAAUUCUAAUGUCAAUAAAACGAGCCAUCCACUCUUCGUCAGUGUUGAAGUUUUGGAGGAUUACAACCAUAAGCUGCCAGGCCCCCCUGGUGGCCGAAAGGUGUCAUUGCAUGUAAUUGACUUUUCUACAGUAUAUGAUUUUAAAAUUAAGACUUUUCCGGUAAAAUAUUGUCUAUAAAAGUUGCAAAGCAAAAAACAAAAAUGAAUGAAAUGAACAAAAAACGAUAUUAUAAUGGUUCAAAAUUAUUUUUCGAACAGAUUAUGUGAUUAGCACCUUAGACCAGGGGUCCCCA